Oryza brachyantha (malo sina) is the source of this 2048-nucleotide messenger RNA. RefSeq lists its product as uncharacterized. The transcript has 11 exons. Lineage: Eukaryota; Viridiplantae; Streptophyta; Magnoliopsida; Poales; Poaceae. Bases 224 to 1582 code for a protein of 452 amino acids. The record is from RefSeq and is a predicted model, not a curated record.
UCGGGUCAUUUCAGGGAAGCGAAUCCGACGGCCCCGCUUCGCUUCCGGUGGCAUCCUGCGGCGGCGGGGCGGCGGCGACGAUGCGACUCACCCGCGGCGCGUGAUUUAGCUAAGCGCGGGUUGCCGAAGCGGAGACGGCACGCACGGAGGCCGUACAGGAGCAGCGAAGGCGGCGUGAGGACUGAGGACUGAGAGAGAGGGCGUGACCUGCUGGGCGUCGGCGAUGAUAAGGGUGGUGUCUCCGCCGCCCCCGUCCGCCGUGCAGCCGCGCGGUGGCUCGGCGGCGUCCUCCUCCUCCAUCUGCCGUUUCAGGGGUUCCCGGAGUGGUGGGGUUGCGGCGACGAGUUGGGGGUCGGGGAGAAGCAGGAGGAGGCGGAGGUGCGACGUCUCGUGCUGCUCCGCGGAGGACGGGGAGCGGUCCCGGGGCACGGGGCCUCCGGCGGCUCCCCCGGCGCCGUCCGAGGGAUCGAUACAGCUCUACUCCCAGAUCGAGAGGGUGAUCACGGAGGCGGCGAAGCAGUCGCGGGAGGGCUGGGGUUCCACCGGAGAUUGGACCGAGAUCGAGGGAGCGUGGGUGCUGAAGCCCAAGUCACAGAAGCCAUCGUUUGUUGUUCACUUCGUUGGUGGGAUCUUUGUUGGAGCUGCGCCGCAGAUCACUUACCGUUUCUUCCUCGAACGUCUUGCAGACAAGGGAGCUUUGGUGAUCGCUACGCCAUAUGCUAGUGGCUUUGAUCAUUUCUUCAUUGCAGAUGAAGUUCAAUUUAAGUUCGACAGGUGCUUGAGAAACUUGGUUGAACCAGUAAAUGACCUUCCUACAUUUGGUGUCGGACAUUCUUUGGGAUCUGUAAUCCACCUUCUAAUUGGAUCAAGAUAUGCUGUGCAGCGCAGUGGAAAUAUAUUGAUGGCCUUUAACAAUAAGGAGGCAAGCUUGGCAGUUCCAUUAUUUUCACCUGUCAUUGUUCCCAUGGCACAGAGUUUUGGCCCAAUAUUUUCCCAGUUGACAUCAUAUCCAACAAUACGUUUUGGGGCAGAAGCAGCCAUUAAGCAACUUGAGAAUCUUAGCCCACCUGUUGUUAAGCAACUCCUGCCAUUAGUUCAGCAACUUCCUCCGCUGUAUAUGGAUUUAGUAAAAGGCCGAGAGGAAUUUAUUCCAAAGCCAGAGGAGACACGGCGGCUGAUAAAAUCCUACUAUGGGAUUUCUCGAAACCUCUUAAUUAAGUUCAAAGAUGAUCAAAUUGAUGAAACUUCUAUUCUUGCGCAAGUACUAAGCUCGGAAUCUGCCAUUAGUUCACUGCUUGACAUGUCAAUUCGGUCACUUCCUGGAGAUCAUGGGCUGCCGUUACAGCAGAUACUUCCUGAUGUUCCACCAGCAAUGGCUGAUGCAGUAAACCGAGGAGGUGAACUCCUGACAAAUCUGGCAACAGGGACACCAUGGGAGGCUGUUGCUAAGGAGGUCGGUACCACUUUAGGUGCAGAUCCAGGCGUUCUACGAGCACAAAUCUCGAAGGAUGUCAAUACACUUGUCGAUGUAAUUGUUUCAUGGAUAGAGUCAAAUUCUGGUCCUAGAUUACUUCGUUCAUGAUGGCUCCCGCAAGGUUUAGCAGGUGGGAAUGUCAGUACCAAAUGUCAAUAGGAUUCAACUUACAAUUACUGCAAACUUUAGAUUGCAUUCAACCCCAGACGUUGGUGAUGUAGAUACAUACUACUGUACUUCGUAGCAGAACUGUUAAAUGUAAUCUAUCUUGAUGGAGUAUUACGAAUGUACAUACUCCUGCCAGCAAAUCUACAAUAAGCUUUACAAUUUUACAAUGACCGUAAUCCCUGCAGCAAUAUUCCUCAAAUGUUGGAUUGUUAGCGGAAUGCAAGAAUAUCUAAGGAAGCGCUGUGCAACAUACUACCGCCUUCACGUGAUGAUAGUCGCUACUCGGCACAGCUACAAGUCGUCAUCCUACACAAGUGACAAAGGCAAGAUCGAUCUCCAUUCAAUUUUCUGUCUGUGCAUGAAUAAACGAAACCCCGUUCACUUAAUCCCAGUCUAGAUAAUUUAU